GAUCACCCAACCCUAGAAUUUUUCCCACUCUCUCCUUCAUGCUGCAUGCCUCUCGCCUCUCGAAUGCAUUCGUUUGCAUCCGUUGCGAGCUGAAUCUUGCGCGACCACGGGUCUCCCCAUUCUCCCGUCCCGCCCACUCACGUCUUUCCUCCUCUGUGCGACCAAGGGACGCCUUCGAUGAUGCAUUUGCUCAACCUGCUAAGCCCGCCGAACCGGAGGCUCCCGUCGAAACUACUGAAGCCGAAACACCACGUCGAAGGGAAAAGCUGAGUGAGAGGCCUUUAGGGAAGGUCAGGAGGCGGAAGGGCAAGACGAUUCGAGAAAGGACGGCGCAAUUGGAUGGAAUCAAGGCAUUGGGGAAGGACGCACGAAUUCUUGUACUUCGAGAAGUCGAGGACAAAUCACGGAAAGCGGAUACGCAAGAGAGCAAUGCCGCCCCCGACGAUGGCAUUGUCGAAAACUCGACCGAUGCAUCUAAAAUAAUGGACGCCCUAAAAGCUGAAUCAAUUCGAGUUGGCCAGGAAGACGUCAAUCUACAACUCGAGAAGCUCCGCCCCCGAACGCAUUCCGACCCAGACGAACCGCACUAUGUCACGUUAGCGACGUUCAAGGAACUCAAUAAAACGUUAAAGAAGAGUUUUACAGUAAAACAACUGUCUAAAUACUAUUCAGUAAUGAAGGGUGUCCAGGAAGGAUCUGUGAAGAAGGAGGUCCUCCGAGAGCUGAAAUUGGUCGAGGAUAGACGGUUGAACACUUUGGAACGCACAGAAUGGUACCCUGGAACGACUAGCAUCAAGAGACGCCUGCCAGGCCGUUUGGCAGCUGCAAAGGGUCCACAACCGAGACCAAUUGCUAAGCCUUUGCUUAUCGAUCAAAUUCUGCGGACGAUUUGGAACGUUGUGCUCUUAGAAGAGAUCGAGGCACCGGGGGAGAUGGAGCUGACAUUGAAGCCAUGGCAGCUUUCACUCCUGAACAUUGGGGAACACUCAGCGCUGGAUAGAAUCCGGAACACUCGCAAAGCUAAAGUGGAGAUAUUCUCACCCCACAAUGUGCUAAGAAUCACUGCCGAUAAAAGCUCUGCCGAGUAUACAACGAGUGACAUUGAGGAAGUUUUGUCACAAGUUCAGUCGCACAAGUUUGAUCUGUCUGCGUAUCAAUGGUUGCUUGACGAGCACGCCACAAUGGCCAAUCGUAAAGGGGGUAUGUCUGACCUCGUCUCGCAAGAAGCACUAGAGCAGAUAAGUAGUCUGAGUGGAACUGUGCUCCGUGUUAUACAUGAUGAUGCGAUCGUCAUACGAGGCAUGCGCUCCGAGUCGAUCCAAGAAGCAGUACGACUACUUGUCAAUAUGUUGCCUUUGAAGGAAACGUAUGAUUAUACCUUACAUACGGGUCACGUCAAUUCCAAGCAGGUUCAGCAACAGCUCUUUCCACCUAUGUUCAACGACUCACUCGAUUAUCGCUUCCGUGGCUCACAGAUGGCACGCUAUGUUUAUCCUGUCGAAGCAGUCUCCAGGAGAGAUCAUGACAAUGUUCAUGUGGGUCCAUCAACAGCCAAGGAGUCUGGGAUAGAACCUACAACUGUACGACCGCCCGAGGAUGUCAGCCAUUCUGCGGUGUUGAAAUCACUGCAAAGUUAUGUUCAACAAGUUCCCGCGAUUCACCGUUCUGAAUUCAAGGACAUCGUAUCUGACGGUGAAGCAACCUGGGCUCCUGUCGCUGAAACGAAAAUCAGUGCUAGAUAUGGCCAAGCAUUGUUUCCGAAUAGGAGCAACAUUGAAGAUACAGACACAAUGUUGGCUUCAAAGUCCACCUUCACGAACGUUGUUCCAAGCAUUUCUACAAUCCUCAGCGAAAGCGACUCUGCACAACCGAACCCGCCUAUCUUAGACUACAUGUUCAUACCUUCGCCACUCCAGACGAACAGACUUGAGGACAAUCAAAGCUACCCAAGACUCCACCUCCGUUUCCGCAUUCUAGGUCAACCGCAGCUUUCUUCGGUUAACAUUAUCUUCAAUAAGAUAUGCCAUGAUGUCCUUCUGCCUGACCAGGCUACCGACAUUCGAUUCGACUCCUAUCAGAGGCUUCGAUUGCGGUCGCCGUUGAAGGACCCCAACAUCCGGGACUUCGCCGAAAUCGUCACCGCCAAUAUUUCAAGUGGAACCCGUUUGACAGCUCCCGAGUCUUUGACCCUCAACAUCCCAAAUUGGGUGAUUCCCGGCCAGUCCCGAAGUGAUGCAACGUCUCGACAAGUGGAAUAUAUGUUUAGCGGUAUACAGCAUCGACAAUCCCUAUCUUUGCAAUAUCAAGGCCUUCCCAUGGGAUACAGCACGAGUGAGGGCAAUAAACUGAGCCAGAACAACGGGGAGUUGUCACUUUCCUUCUACCACUUUCAUCCCACGACGGCGCAGGGGACGACAGUAACGAAUGACGCCUCUGAACAAGUCCAAAAGUUUUUGAACACCGCGUUUGCGGUUUCUGAACGCAUUACGCGCGCCGCCAAUGCCCCGCAGUGGUUGAGGAAGAUCGCUGGUGAUAGUCUCGCAGCGAGGGAAAUGCGACCAAGUUCGGUGCAAGACGUCACGGCUGCUGCUGAGAUUCCCGAGGAUCAGGCGCUCAAAAUCACAGAAGACGUCAAGAAGACAGAAGACGUCGAUAAGUCAGAAGACAUGCCUGUGAAUAGUGUCCAGGACCGACUUCUCUAACGAAAUGUAUGUACGAAGGAAAAUGGGUCUAGAACGGGAAAAAUUACCAGCAUUAUUAUCAUCAUCUAGACAAACGAUGAUAUGUAUUUUAACUGCAUUGAACCUGGCGCCAGCAUCAUGUAUAAAAGCAUUGUACAUUCUUGUAUAUUUAGACAGAACUACCACUUCCCUCAAGGGGGCCGGCCAAUCAAGGUGCUAGAUAUCAAUCCAAUCCAAUCGAGAAG
This is a messenger RNA of Aaosphaeria arxii CBS 175.79, 2926 nucleotides long. RefSeq lists its product as uncharacterized. Bases 39 to 2702 code for a protein of 887 amino acids. The record is from RefSeq and is a predicted model, not a curated record. Gene Ontology annotation, cellular component: mitochondrial inner membrane. The transcript is spliced from 3 exons. NCBI's taxonomy places the organism in Eukaryota, Fungi, Ascomycota, Dothideomycetes, Pleosporales.